AUGAAACAAGUCAAGAUAAUGAAAUGUCUGUUUUUAUGUAAUGAAGCAUUGUUGUUGGAUCAGGCACUUUUCAGCAAGGGAGUGAGUAAACUUGAUGCUGAGAAUGCAAUUAAAUUGGUUUUUGAGGAGGGAGAAUCAGAUAAUGAUCAGAAGUUAGUUCAUGGCCUGUCAAAGCUCUCAAUGGAUAAUUUACUUGUUCAGCAGUGGCUUCGAGGUCAAGAAGUGCCUAAAGAGACAAGGAAAUCAAGGAUUUUCCGUUGGCUUCAGUAUCGUGGAUUCAGCUGGGAUGUUAUUGGCUUUCUAUUAAAGAAGUUAGAAUCUCAGUACCCACCCUAG
Messenger RNA from Prunus armeniaca (apricot), 336 nucleotides. NCBI's taxonomy places the organism in Eukaryota, Viridiplantae, Streptophyta, Magnoliopsida, Rosales, Rosaceae. The record is from the annotation of a GenBank genome assembly.